Molecule: messenger RNA, 576 nt
Organism: Nezara viridula (southern green stink bug)
Lineage: Eukaryota; Metazoa; Arthropoda; Insecta; Hemiptera; Pentatomidae
Source: the annotation of a GenBank genome assembly
AUGCGACCAUUAAAAGCUUUUGCCAUCAACCCUCAAUUAGGUGUAAAAGAUUCUGUGGUAAAUAUACCGAUAGAUAUUGGCGAAUGCUUACAUACACUACCGAGAUCGUUUAACGAAAUGGCCACCAUCCAAUUACAACUGAAAAGGCACAUCCUCCAUAAAACAUACUACAUACCUGGUACGGAUAAGGAUAAACUGACAGUUUUGCUGUGUGCACCCUCAGGUAAGGCUGCGUUCUUAAUCCAUGGUGUAUCAGUGCAUACUGCUUUUGCGUUACCUGUUACUCAGUUUUCAGACGUUGAGGAUGGUCUGGUAAACGGUGCUUGUGGUGAACUUGAGAUGAUAAUGUUUAGACCUCAAUCCUCAGAGCCGUAUAAACUGUUUUUAAAUUUUAGUGAGACAGCUGUAGGUCAUAAGGCAAGAUCAGCUAAUAAGUCUUUCAUGGAAAAUGAAAAUAUCGCGUCGCACUUAACGCCAAUAGACAAGAACAGGCAGAUAUUGAAUAUAUCAAAUAAGUUGGAACAACAAGUAGUUAGAGAGCAGUUCCCAUUGGUGUGUGCUGAGGCAUUGACAUAA